AUGUCGAACCCCCCACUUCCCUCGACCCCAGCCGCACCCUUGACCGAGCCAUCCCAAGAACCCACGACAUCUGCCAGCUCGUCUACCGCACUCCCCUCGAUAUCCACAUGGAACUUCAGCCCACUGCUGUCCAUCAGUGCCUUCGCCGCACCAGCCCCAGUUCCAAUCUGGCCCGACGCCCCACGACGUUCGACAUCACCCGCGCGCUUCACCACACCGCCGCCGAAACCAACCCUGACGCUCCUGGCGUUCGCCAAUGAGAUACUCUACAAUAUCCUCGAGUUUCUCGUCCCAGUCGACGUCAAAAACAUCCGCUCGCAUCCAUUCGUAGCUCUCUCCAGCUCGUGCCGGCUCCUAUACCACUUAAUAGAGACUCGCUGUUUCCGCGUCCUCAGGAAUGCAGCCGAAGAUCCCAGGUCGCGGCUUGCGGCGAUGGACGAGAGCGUCUGCUGCUGCCGCCCCUGCGACAAGAGGCUGCACAAGCUGUACGACAUGACUGACGUUCGCUCGGCCGAAGAGAUGUGGGGGGCCUACAUCGAGCGAAAGUUCGGGUUCGACGCCGAUCUCAUCUGUGCGGCUAGAAGGGCCCAGAUACUGGCCAGGCCGGUCGUUGCCAUGGACGCGAAAAAUUCGGCGCAGAGCCGCGAGCAGGCGGCCAGGACGUUCUGGGCCGACAUGCGCCAGGACUGGGAUGUGGUGUACGCUCAAACGGGGUUGGUGCUUAAGCGGCCCACCGACGAGCUGCUGGACCUGACCGAGGCGAGCCUCUAG
Messenger RNA from Tricharina praecox, 771 nucleotides. RefSeq lists its product as uncharacterized. Bases 1 to 771 code for a protein of 256 amino acids. The record is from RefSeq and is a predicted model, not a curated record. The transcript is spliced from 3 exons. NCBI's taxonomy places the organism in Eukaryota, Fungi, Ascomycota, Pezizomycetes, Pezizales, Pyronemataceae.